GCGCGGGCAUCGUCCUCGUGCACGCCGUCACAAAAGAUUGCAGAGGAAGCCCAAAUCCCAAAUCCCCCAUCUGCAACCCCAAAUCGCUAAUCAUAUCGCCUACCCACUUCAAGCCCUCUCCAUUCCUGGCUGCUUUUCUCUCCGUCGGCAUGCGGUUGGGUCGCGGGGCUGUAGGCGGGCGGUGACGGGCACAAGCCGCACCCGACGCGCACGGCAGCCGGGCGGCAGGCCCGAGGAGACGCAGGGCACACGGCAGCGAACGCCCAGAAGAUGGAACUGGAAGUGUUUUGGCAUAUCGACAAGGAUCACGGCAGUAAAGUACUGUCGAUGCCAAUUUAUGGUGGCAGAUGGCUUAAAGAUUACGACAGGGGAGGAGAUGAAGAGAGGAACUGGGGAGUUUUUAGAGGGGUAUAGGAAGGUGUCACUAGCCAGGAGCUCAUGAUAGUCAACGGCAGAGUCUGAAAUGUCGACAGAAAUUAUUUGUUCCUUUCUCUUCAUUCCAAAUGUGCUCCACUGGUAACUUUCCCUUUCUAAUCUCAAAACAUUACUAGCUUUUCUCAUAUCAGCUUACUUCAAAACUAUGUAAGGGACCUACGAUUUAAGUGACUUCGAGACGUGCUAUGAUUAGGCUAGGCCUGUGCUCGACAAAACCCCCCAAGGCAAGUAUCAUUUAACAAGCAAGCGUACUGCUCUUAUGCAAAGCACCUGGUGAACCUGCUGGCAUUGUACUCUGCAGUCUCAAGAAGGGUUGGUUUUAUUCAUUGCGUUGUGUUCCUGGCAUUUUAUUCAGAUAUGGAUUAGCUGAAUUUGUGCAAUACCUUGAUGUCUUUCGCUGUCAUCAACUAACCCGUUUGAUGUUUUUCCAUAUCAUCUACUAACAAGUUUGGUCAACCUAUCAGGUGGAGAACAAUUCGUGGUACCACCAAUCUCAACUGCUAUCCUCCAGCACCAAUGCCUAUAUGAGAAACAAAGUCAACAAGCGAUUGCCUCCACCAAUAACUCACCCAAAUUUGGAUAAGUUUUGAGGAACAAAAAUACAACUGAUGCAGGAGCCCAGGAGAGAUGAUGGUCUGCUUCGGCUUCACACUAUAAAAAGAAAUUGGAAGGCAGCAACACAAGCAAGUUCCUGGUCCUCCAAUGGCCAUAAUAAGAUACAAAAUAGCUGCCCUGCCAAGGACAAACUCUGCGUGACCUGUUCGGAAAAGGGACAUAAUUCUCAUGAUUGCCCCAUGAAGGAUCGAGAGGAAAAACUCAUAUGCACUAUCUGUAACAAGGUUGGUCACUAUUACUUGCGGUGCUGCCGACUGAAUGUGUCUGAGAACCAUGCUUGCCAUCGUUGUGGCGAAAAAGGACACUACGCCAGUAAGGGACCCAUGCAUUGUGGUGAUAAGUUCAUUUAUACGGGCCUCAGUUGCUCCAGCUGUGAUACAAACCAUUUGCUUGGGAGAUGCCCUAUGAGCAACAUUACAUGUUUCCUUUCUGAAGGUAAGGAUUGUGUCCCUGCUCAAUGUCACUUAAGUCCAAUACUCACUGCAGUAAAUCAGCACUGUCGAGAAAGCUUCCGAGGUACUCUGAAAGAGGGGAGAACAGUCACACGACUCGAUCCACCCAGCGGAAUAGAGCUAUAUGAUGAUAGCCGUGAAUGCCAAUUGAACGGGAAUAAUGAAAUGGCACCCAAGGUCUCAAGCUGCAGCCUUGGUGAGCCAGUCAACCGUGAUGGGGGGAGCCCCAUAAAAACUCAUGUACUAGCUGCUGACAAGAACAACCCUGCAACUACGACGGAUGAGCCACUAACACCAGCGUCAGGAUUCACCUGCUUAGACUGCCAUGAAGACAACUGCCACUCUGCAAAUAGUUGUUCUAAAAAGAAGUCACCUCGAGAAUUAGAGCCAUAUGAUUGUAACCAUGGAUGCCAAUCUAUGGGGGCUAGUGAAAUGGUGGUACCCAAUGUCUCAAGCAUCAGUCCUGUUGUGCAAGACCGAUGUGAUUGGGUGAGCCCCAUAAUAACUAAGAUACCAGCCUCUGAAGACACCAACGCUGAAGCUAUGACGGAUGUGGUGCAAACAAAAGUACUAGUAGUCACCUGUUUCAGCUGCCAUGAUGAAGGCCAUUGGGCAAGGAAUUGUCCCAAGAAGGCACCUAGAAAAUUGGUUCAUUGUGGUGUCACCUGCCUAAAUUGCAAUGGCAACCACUACACAAUUAGAUGUCCCAAGAAAAAGAAGCCUGGUGAAUUGAAGCUAUGUAAUGUCACCUGCUUAAGGUGCCGUGACAAAGGCCACUUUGCAGAUAGGUGUCCUAAGAUGCAGCAGCCUAGAUAAUUGGAGCCAUAUGAUGAAAGCCAUGGACAUCAAUUGUGAUAGGAAGAGCCUAUCGUAACUUGCUUACUGUAAGCCUGUGUUGUUAUUGUUGCUGCUGUUGCUGCUUAUGCAGGCAUAAGUUUGAUUGUUGUAACAAUUGGGAUGGUACAUAUAAAUCAUAGUGUCACAUGAAUGAAUCUUUUUGAGUGGUAUACUUGGUUUCAAGUAUUUUAUUCAUGGUA
Messenger RNA from Setaria italica (foxtail millet), 2539 nucleotides. RefSeq lists its product as uncharacterized. Lineage: Eukaryota; Viridiplantae; Streptophyta; Magnoliopsida; Poales; Poaceae. The coding region runs from base 1044 to 2318 and encodes 424 amino acids. The record is from RefSeq and is a predicted model, not a curated record. The transcript has 4 exons. Gene Ontology annotation, molecular function: zinc ion binding; nucleic acid binding.